This is a messenger RNA of Drosophila subpulchrella, 1301 nucleotides long. Its product is annotated as opsin Rh4. Gene Ontology annotation, biological process: G protein-coupled receptor signaling pathway; visual perception. Gene Ontology annotation, molecular function: G protein-coupled receptor activity. Lineage: Eukaryota; Metazoa; Arthropoda; Insecta; Diptera; Drosophilidae. Bases 1 to 1140 code for a protein of 379 amino acids. Gene Ontology annotation, cellular component: membrane. The transcript has 2 exons. The record is from RefSeq and is a predicted model, not a curated record.
AUGGAGCCGCUGUGCAACGCCAGCGAGCCGCCACUGCUGCGACCGGAGGCGCGGACCUCGGGAAAUGGGGAUCUGCAGUUCCUGGGCUGGAAUGUGCCACCGGAUCAGAUACAAUACAUUCCGGAGCACUGGCUGACCCAACUGGAGCCGCCCGCCUCCAUGCACUACAUGCUGGGCGUCUUCUACAUAUUCCUCUUCUUCGCCUCGACCCUGGGAAACGGCAUGGUCAUCUGGAUCUUCAGCACCUCCAAGUCGCUGAGGACACCAUCCAAUAUGUUUGUGCUUAACCUGGCCGUUUUCGAUCUGAUCAUGUGCUUGAAGGCGCCGAUCUUCAUCUACAACAGUUUCCAUCGGGGAUUCGCAUUGGGCAACACCUGGUGCCAGAUAUUCGCCUCCAUCGGUUCGUAUUCGGGCAUCGGAGCUGGGAUGACGAACGCGGCCAUAGGUUACGAUCGUUACAAUGUGAUCACCAAGCCAAUGAACCGGAACAUGACCUUCACCAAGGCGGUCAUAAUGAACAUUGUCAUCUGGUUGUACUGCACACCGUGGGUUGUCCUGCCGCUAACCCAGUUUUGGGACCGAUUUGUGCCAGAGGGCUACCUCACAUCCUGCUCCUUCGAUUACCUGUCGGAUAACUUUGACACCCGCUUGUUUGUGGGCACCAUAUUCUUCUUCAGCUUCGUGUGCCCCACGCUAAUGAUCCUGUACUACUACUCGCAGAUCGUGGGCCACGUCUUUAGCCACGAGAAGGCACUGCGGGAGCAGGCCAAGAAGAUGAACGUGGAGUCGCUGCGUUCCAAUGUGGACAAGAGCAAGGAGACGGCGGAGAUCCGGAUAGCCAAGGCGGCCAUCACCAUCUGCUUUCUGUUCUUCGUGUCCUGGACGCCGUACGGCGUAAUGUCGCUGAUCGGCGCCUUCGGGGAUAAGAGCCUGCUCACGCCAGGAGCCACGAUGAUCCCGGCCUGCACCUGCAAGCUGGUGGCGUGCAUAGACCCAUUCGUCUAUGCCAUCAGUCACCCCAGAUACCGCAUGGAGCUGCAGAAGCGCUGCCCCUGGCUGGGCGUCAACGAGAAGUCCGGGGAGAUCUCUUCGGCUCAGUCCACCACCACUCAGGAGCAGCAGCAGACCACGGCGGCAUAGAACCAAGGAUAACUCUACUCUCACACAGCUGACAUUGUAAUACAAAAGCCUAGGGAAACUAUAAAAACUAUCGACGAUGAGACAACGAACAAUUUACGUUAUAAUUUGUAGUGCAACAUUCCUGAGUUUAUGAUAAAUAAAUAGUAACUUAUGGCAAAUAA